Messenger RNA from Kwoniella botswanensis, 1998 nucleotides. RefSeq lists its product as uncharacterized. Bases 1 to 1998 code for a protein of 665 amino acids. NCBI's taxonomy places the organism in Eukaryota, Fungi, Basidiomycota, Tremellomycetes, Tremellales, Cryptococcaceae. The record is from RefSeq and is a predicted model, not a curated record. The transcript is spliced from 3 exons.
AUGUCUGCAUUCAAAAAGGAAUUUUACGAUGAUAAGUCUAUAGAGCUCCUCGCAGAUUUGGAAGAACGAUUUUUGGAAGUACAAAAAAGUCAUGCCGCCCUGACCUCUAAGGCAUUACGAGAAUCCCAGGAUGCUCAGAAGGCUGUUAAUGAUGCCAUCCAAAACGGAGUUGUAUCCCUGCACAACAGAGAUAGGUUAACCUAUGACGGGAACAAACUGCUGGGAGGUAUGAUGAACAACUUCCUGGGCCUGGUUUAUUUUGGCAGUAAUGAAUCAGCGAAACUGACAGAAGAUCAGAUGAACAAUGUGAAGACGAAUCUCGAGAUUAUUCAAAACAAAAUGCAACGCAAGUCAGAAAGAUGGAGAUCCUUCUUCGGGGACACUGAAAACCCAUUGGCAGAGCUUGAGAUUGGGACGAGGACUUUGCUGGAAAGUCUCAAAGGUGAUGGUGGCUCUCGUCAGAAGCCAGCGGAGUUGACAGCUUGCUGGGCCAUCAAACAUACUAUCGAUGAUUUACUGUCUGAUCUGGAAGUAAGGAGGUCUAUGAGCGAAUUCUUAAAUGAAUCGAAUGCUCAGCAAUUGGAAAUGGGACGAACCCUUAGAACAAUCACAACGACGCCUUUGAGGAAUUUAAAUAAAUUAAACUCAUUGGAACGUGCUAUGGAAAUGAUGACGGACUGGAAAGAAGAUUACGCUCGAUACCUCCGAGCCUCUCAGGCUCUUAGCAAUACUCUUAGCGGACUGUACCCUAAGCUCUCAGAGGAAGAGGCUCAGAAGGGUCGAUCUUUUGCUGACGAGUUCCGUCAAGGGUCUAAGGAAUUCGUCGAAAACCUGGAACACGAACACCUCAUGGGAAUAUAUGGAUACCGAGAAUUACCUCCCGAACUGGUCAACCAAUAUGGCGAUGAUGAGAAAACUGACGAGAAGGCUAGAGCCGCGGAAGAUCAAGUUGUCACUAUCUUACGUGCCACCCGACUGGAUGAUUUAAGAUCUUUCGAUAAGAAAUUGAAGAUCGGUUCGCCGAAUGAUGCGGACACUGCUAAGAACGCUGACGAUACAGACGAUGAAGAUAUGAUGAGGCGGAAGACCGGCGAAUGGUCUGUCGUACGUGUCUUACCUUGUCGUGAGGGCACACCCGCCGUGGUGUUCUCAGCGGAGGAUUUCGGAAAGAGAGCGAGGAGAAUAAACUAUACCUUGAACAUCAAAGAUAACCCGAGUCGAUGUAUCUCUGACAUGAAGAAUCUCAUCCAAGAAGGAACCGCAGUGUCUCAGUUAGCCACAAAGCAAUGCAAUUCCUUCAUACGUUUCAACCAUUCCUUGAAGACAGUUCUACCUAAGAAGGAAUACCGGAGUCUGGAUGAAUUGCAGGAAGCUGUCUCUUUGCUAAGAACAAGAUCAAAGAGGAAACCUGGAUUGAAGCUUGUUUAUCAUGAGCUCAAAGAUAUGUAUAAGCAGAUGUCGGAAACUGUUUCAUCAUGCAAAACGGAAAUCAUUGAUAACACUGAAAGAUUAAUUUCGGAAGCUGAAGCCGGAGUGAGAUGUAUCGAACAAAGCAACCUCACAGAGAUGGAUUCCGAUGAUCCAUUGGUGAAUUUAGCCAAGGGAGCAUUUUCAGCCAAAUCCAAGCUAGAUCUAAACCAUCUUUACAGACUCAAGAGUAUGAUCUCAGGGGACGUUCUCGAUUCGGAAGGUAAACCUCUAACUCACAUGUCGAGAAAGACGAGAUUUGGUCUUCAGAGAACAUAUGAUAGGUACAAGAAGGCCAUGAGUAAAACUCCGUUCAAAGAUGUACAAAGCCUUUCGGACCUCGAGUUCACCCUUGAAGAAAUGGGUGAUUGGCAAGAGGAAGACGAAGCAUAUUUUACUUCGGCUUUGAAGGAGUUGCCAGUAUCUGAGGAUGAAGAAGAAGGUGCUGUUACUGCGGAGAGCGCGAACGAUCAACCAAAGCAAUAUACAAGCUGGGCAGCCAUGCUGAGGAACUCGACAACAAGAAGUUAG